Molecule: messenger RNA, 250 nt
Organism: Striga hermonthica
Lineage: Eukaryota; Viridiplantae; Streptophyta; Magnoliopsida; Lamiales; Orobanchaceae
Source: the annotation of a GenBank genome assembly
GUUAUUUACAGGCCAAAGAGUGAACAUCCAAAAAUCAUCUGCAUUUUUUAGCAAAAAUACCUCUCUUACUGCUCAGAAUCAAGUUUGUGCUAUUAUGGCUGGUAUUCAACUGCAUUCUUCUACCAGAUACUUGGGCCUCCCACUGGGGAUUGGCAGAUCAAAAUCAGAAGUUUUCUCUUAUGUCUUAGACUCAGUGAAAGCUAAACUUUGGAGUUGGACGAAUAAGAUGAUCUCAGUAGCAGGCAAGGAG